UUCAGUUUCAUAGAAUACGUAAAGUUAGCUCUACAGAACUCAGAAAAUUUUUGAAAUAUAAAAUCAAAAGCUCUUUCCUUACUAAAUUAAUUGUUGUUAUUGUGUGACCUAAAACUAUUAAAAAAAAAAAGAAAAAUGGCAGCGACAAUGAAAAACUCUGGGAUUCUCACCAUGAGCAUUGAAGUUUUGGGCGAACUUAUACCACCCGCCGAAAUGGAGUGGCUGGAGCUGAAGAAACUGGAUGAGUUGCAGCUGAAAUUCGAUCGCGAAGUUGUCCAGUUGAGACUGAAUAAACUGCUGCACCGCAUCACCAACCUGGACGAGCAGUUGGAGCAGGAGCAAAUGGGCGAUGAGGAGUUCAGAUCUGUGGAUUCCCUCAGGGAGAGACUGAACCUGCGGCAUCAGCAGUUGGUCGAGAGUCUCGUUCGCAUCGGAACCCGACUGGCCAGGACCAUGAAGGAGCUGAGGAACCGCGAAAGGUCCGUCUAUAAGGACCUUUUAGCCAGGGGAUUGAUCUAAAGGAAAGCCAUCAACGCUAGUGGAUAGUUUUGACAUUUAUCAUCAAUUAAAACGCCUUUAUCCA
This is a messenger RNA of Drosophila elegans, 583 nucleotides long. RefSeq lists its product as uncharacterized. The record is from RefSeq and is a predicted model, not a curated record. NCBI's taxonomy places the organism in Eukaryota, Metazoa, Arthropoda, Insecta, Diptera, Drosophilidae. The transcript has a single exon. Bases 136 to 519 code for a protein of 127 amino acids.